AUGGGGUCUUUUCCUCCUGGGCAUGUUCUUCCAGGGACACUGUUCCUUCUGGUUUGUGCAUGGCACAUAUGGAGCUCUGCGGUCCGGUAUGUAUCAAACCCCAAAACUUUUCGCCUUAGGGUUUGGAACCCUGCUCCAGGUUUUUAUGGGAGGCUCAAGUACUUGGAGUUUUCCUUUAUAGCAAUUGGACGUUUUGUUGACAGGAUUAGUCCACCGCCCGAGGGCCACGGUGCUUCCGGGCUGAACCAUGGGCCAUCAUCGGCCUUUUGA
This is a messenger RNA of Ilex paraguariensis (yerba mate), 270 nucleotides long. Lineage: Eukaryota; Viridiplantae; Streptophyta; Magnoliopsida; Aquifoliales; Aquifoliaceae. The record is from the annotation of a GenBank genome assembly.